Messenger RNA from Alternaria burnsii, 1392 nucleotides. RefSeq lists its product as uncharacterized. The coding region runs from base 1 to 1392 and encodes 463 amino acids. The record is from RefSeq and is a predicted model, not a curated record. NCBI's taxonomy places the organism in Eukaryota, Fungi, Ascomycota, Dothideomycetes, Pleosporales, Pleosporaceae. The transcript is spliced from 2 exons.
AUGCCUCCACAGCAGGGCGAAGUGUCUCUCUUGACGCUCUUUGCAGACGUCCAUUACUACAUCUCCCCACCUACCCAGCAACCCCCACAUCAUCGCUUCGACAAAGGCUCCUAUGUCUACCUUUACCACAACCCCAUGCGCCAAAGUGGGCGCAUAGAAGUAGCGAACCAUGCGGGCACACCCAACCAGGAUGCCUUUGCCGGUCAGCUGGACACCAUCAAGAUUGAGCAAACAUACAAGCACCCGUGCUUGUUCACCCUCACGGUCGAUGCCUUCCAGAGUCACACCGGCAACGCGAGUCCGCAUCAUGACACGUCACAGUGGCACCUCCCCACACCCGAUCCCUCGAGCCAGGGCAAAUACAUGUACAGGCUGCACACGGUAGAUUUGUAUUUUUGGACACCAGAGGAUGCGAGCCUCUUUCUUGACUCUAUUCGGAGAGUGCUACAACCGCACCAACUGCAGAUUACGCGCAACCCCAAUGCCACCCCAACGCACUCGGAACACAAGAACGAUGCCCUGAGUCCUGUCAUCGCGAGGCUGGAGAGUGCAGCCAUAUCACACACUAGUCGGACUCCGAGUGUCAGUACAACGCAGUCAUUCCCUGGCCCUCCUACCGCGCCCGCACCAACAUCACCCCCUCCCAGCGAGCAGCCGCCCAAUUACGCUCCAAUGGCAUACAAUCCGGCAGCUCCAGCCGCGCCAGAGCCUAUCGCGCAUCGUGAAAAGACACCACCACCGCCAGACGCAAACGACGGCACUGGUCUUGCAUCUGCCGCUGUACACGAUCAGCAUGCCGCACAAUACAGCAACCCACUACAAGCUUCAUUUGCGCCCCAGCCGACAUCAGGAUCGUACUUUCCAGGACCACCAGCGCCAGGCCAGGGCUUUACUGGUCCACCGAGUGUGCACCGUACAAACACGGCGGGGUCAGUGCCGAGUGCAUCACAAAGUCCGCCGUCGUUUGCACCACCUCCAUCUGCGCCUCCACCAGGCCAAUACAAUGGCCAUACCCCGCCACCUCCCGCCAUGAAGCGAACAUCCACCAUGCCAGUUCAGCAGUACGCCAACUACCCGAACUCGCCCGGAUUUCCGCCCGCCCCCCAAUCGCCGCCUGCGCACUCUGCUGUACCGUCUCCUGGAUUUCCUCCUCAGCAAUAUCAACCAAUGGCAUCCCCGGGCUAUGCACAAUAUCAGUAUGGUAGCGCAACAGCUCAACCUCAAGGACAAAUUUUGCAUCAACAACUUUACAGACCAACGGAGACUGAAGCCGCGGUGCAAGAUCACGAGAACCCCAACGCGCCGCAACGCAACUCGAACAUCGGAAAACGGGUAGAUAAAGUGGAGAAGGGUAUUGGCAGUUUCUUGAAAAAGCUGGACAAGAAGUUCUAG